AUGUCCGUCGGGUUUAUUGGCUUGGGUAACAUGGGCGCUUUCAUGGCCAGGAACUUGGUCAAAAGUGGCCGCCAACUAAUUGUGUACGAUGUUAACAAGUCUGUAGCUGAUCAAUUCAAGAACGAAGGUGUAGCUGUUGCCAAAACGCCAGCCGAAGUGGCCGCGGAGAGUGCAGCUAUUUUUACCAUGUUACCUAAUAGCAGCCACGUUGAAGAAGUUUUUGGAGCCAAGGAUGGCAUCUUUAAGUAAGUUUACGUACUUUUCUUGGUUUUUAGGUAAUGAUGUAGGGCUUCUUUUUGCUCGACGGGGGUCUUUGAAGUUACCCAAGACUGUAAAAAGAGAGCUGAUAUAGUAUUUUAUAGUACCAACAAGAUACUAAUUUUCAAUUUUUCAGAACUAUUAAGUCUUCAACCCUGUGCGUUGACUGUAGUACCAUAAACCCUCUAGUAGCUAAAGAUUUGGCCUUAAAAGUGCGAGACACAGGCUCAGAUUUCCUAGAUGCUCCAGUGUCAGGUGGUGUGACUGGUGCCCAAAAUGCGACACUUACAUUUAUGAUUGGUGGAAGUGAAAGUGCAUACCAAAAAGCGUUACCGUACUUUGAACAGAUGGGAAAAAAUGCUGUACAUUGCGGAGAUGUUGGCACAGGACAGGCUACAAAGAUUUGUAACAACAUGUUGUUGGGGAUUCAGAUGAUCGGCGUGGCAGAGGCUAUGAACUUGGGUGAAAAGUAAGAGGUGUCUUUUUUUUUGCUAAUUUUUGAGGAGUAAAGUAAUGAUAAUAUCAUAUAUAUUAUAGUAGAAGCUGCUUUCUGACUCAUUUUAAUUUUUCAGACUUGGCCUAGACCCAAAAAUGUUAACUAGCAUUGUUAAUACCAGCUCGGGUCGUUGCUGGAGCACGGACAGCUACAACCCAGUACCAGGAGUUAUGGAGAACGUACCAGCUUCAAGAAACUAUGCAGGAGGCUUUGGGAACAAACUUAUCGCUAAAGACCUGGGAUUGGCUCAAAAUGCAUCGACUGAAGUUGGUGUGCCUACUCCAUUGGGCUCGUUGGCUCACCAGAUCUAUCGAGUUUUGGCUAACAACAACGAGUUUGGUGAUAAGGACUUUGGAUCUGUCUAUCAAUUUUUGAGAAAAACCAACGAAUGA
Molecule: messenger RNA, 1146 nt
Organism: Bursaphelenchus okinawaensis
Lineage: Eukaryota; Metazoa; Nematoda; Chromadorea; Rhabditida; Aphelenchoididae
Source: the annotation of a GenBank genome assembly